Messenger RNA from Williopsis jadinii, 1947 nucleotides. RefSeq lists its product as uncharacterized. The transcript is spliced from 2 exons. The record is from RefSeq and is a predicted model, not a curated record. The coding region runs from base 69 to 1553 and encodes 494 amino acids. Gene Ontology annotation, cellular component: cytoplasm. Gene Ontology annotation, molecular function: ubiquitin protein ligase activity. Gene Ontology annotation, biological process: protein ubiquitination. NCBI's taxonomy places the organism in Eukaryota, Fungi, Ascomycota, Saccharomycetes, Phaffomycetales, Wickerhamomycetaceae.
ACAGGUUGUGCAUACCAAAUACCUGUAAACUAUGGAUUUGACUUGUACGCAACGAUGAGAAUCUCUUCAUGGUGUUCCAAUUUGGCAGUCGGAACACUGAGAAUGUGAUAUUCAGGCUACCAGAGGUGUUCACGAGAAGGUCCACACGGGCUCCAGGAGCCCGUGCCAAUGGCGAUGAGUCGCAUCGGAACUUGUUGAUAUCUGUAAACUAUGCCUUCCAGGAGAGUCCGCUAGAUCCCAAUAGAAACCCGGAUUCCCGUGUAGGGACCAUCGAGCUCAACGUGCCAGGGAUCCCUGUUAACCGCACCACUCAAGACACAAACAGCAUCAUCGAAUUCGCCACAAACAUAGCGUUCAGCGUGAUAGCGGCGUGUACGUCGGUGGAGAUGGGGGCGUCACAAAAGACGUUGGACUCGUUGCCGAGAGUGGACGCCAUUGGAGAGGAUGAAUACUGCCCGAUCUGCUACGAUCCUUACAUCGUCAGAACAAAGGCGCUGAAGCGCCUGUCAGAGGAUAGUGAUGAUGAAGCCGAUGUUGCAAUGCCGCCGCUGAAGAAGAGGUGUGUUGUUAGUGGCGGUUCCGAUGUGGGUGUUGCAAGCGAGGUGGAGACAACGGUGGAGUCCCAUGAGCCUGGCGACAACAGUGAAGCUGUGGAUAACCAUGUGCAUUGGGCAACAAAGCUACCGUGCGGUCACAUAUUUGGAAGUGGCUGUAUAUUUGAAUGGUUGAGAUCGAAAUCCACGUGUCCGCUAUGCCGUAAACAAGUCCAGACAGACCGUGUUAUCACAAGACCGCCACCACGGAUUAACUUGCCAGACAUGGAGGACCUUGCACGUUCCAGCUCGACUCAGAAUCCAAUAGUGGUUUCAAUGGACUCAGAAACUGGCAAUCUUGUGGUGAUUCCAGCGCCAGAGGAACAAGGUGCAUUACAACCACUGGGCGCUUCAUACACUUCAAGACCACUGUACACCUCAAGACCACUGUACCCUCCAAGACGGCCAUCUCUCUCUAAUGCGAAUCACCCUACAGAUCCAGACGCAACAGCAUUAGUGGGUGCGGGACUGAGAGCAAACAACCACUCAAGCGCUGAAGUUGCUACGUCUGCUGCCACUGCUGCUGCUUCUACUUCUACGAUCAACACUGGCGUUGAAACGACAAAUAACGUUGAUUCGCCUGCGGCUGCGGGUGGCAAUUUGCUGGUUCAAUUACAGAAUCUGUUGGUGCCAGAGUUGGUUUUAGGAUUGAUGGAGAGAUAUGGAACAAGAGAUGGUCAGGACACUGACUUACAGACGCUUAGAAGGCUUAGAUCGGAAGCUGAAAGAUCUAAUCAGGAGGUUCAACCAGGGAACAGCGCUCAGCAGGUAUCUGACAGCUCUACAGAACAACAGGAGCAAGCUCAUUCCUCACCGGUGAGAUCGGUCUUAUCAUCUCUUGAUCAACGAACUUCAACCGAUACCCCAGCAUUUCGUACCAGAUCUGCAGUGCGUCGUACGGAUGAAACCACUGGAACAAGAAGAAGACACAGGGGUGAAGAGGAGAGACGCCCUGAAUGAUCAAUUGCAUUUGGGCUUUAUGACCAUUUAUGAAAUUUAUUAAUUGAAAUAGCAUGUGAUGAAUAGUAUUGAAGACGUAGCUGGGCUUAUACAAGUAAAAUUGUUCUGUUACGUCUAGUGGUGUGGAUCCUUUUAUAACUGAGCGAUGUUUUGGCGCACGUAUGGGCUUCACUAGGGGGAUGUACUAAGCAUCAACUCUCGCCAAUAUAUAUCGGCAUUAUGUGCUCCAUUACUGGCUCCACUGGUGGGUUUUGUGUAGUAUUCGUUACUCUAUAUGUUCAUCAUGGAAAGAUCUCAUCAUGAUACGCACUGUGGCACUAUUAAUACAUCAAUGUACAACGAAUGAGGUUCUUUUUACGUCCAUCCACCACUCUGUCGAUAAUGUAUAUAUAAU